AUCUUUUACCAAGAACCCUACCCCUAACGUGCGCUUACCUGUGUGAAGGCAUAUUGAAAAAAGAAACCUUGCUGUACCCGUGACGGUGUUACCAUCGCCGUAGCCAUAAUUUAUCACCGGGUGAAAGUCAUCCAAAAUUAUCAACAGCACGCUGGGCUGAUGCGGCGGUCGUUGUGUUGCGGUUGUGCUUAUCAAAAAAAAUCAAACUUUGCAACGCCGCAUUGUUUACGCUCUGACUGCGCAACUUGAUGCAACGGAAGUGGAAACAAAAGUGAUAACAAUUUCGUCAACCGAGCUUGUUGAAGGAGUGCAAGAGUAAUCACAACCGAAACAUGUUUUUUAUACGUCACAUAACCGAAAUAGGUUUACUCGAUUUACGAUACGGUUCACGUUAAUAAAAGUCUACUAGAGAGUCGAUAAAACUAUUGCUGCUGAUAGUUUCAAACUAAACGUAACGGAUCAUUUUCGAAUCUGACAAUCUCAUUUUGAAUUGUCAAACGAUUCGAGCAGUUGGGCAUCUGUCAGCUGAUCCAACAGAAGUUGUUUACGUUUGGACGCGCGUCUGCUAUUUGUGUCCGCUUCUUCGGCAACCGAUAGAAUGUCUGCGUUUGUGAAGCGAAAUAUAAAAAAUAAAGGCGCCAGAAAGCGCCAAAAAUCGUCCGAAUCAGAUGAAGCGGAAGAGGAAUCAAGCUCCGUCGUCGUUGUGCAUGAUAAGCGCAAGAAGGCGAACCCGAACGUGCAGAGCACGUCGGCGCUAAGGAAAAAGCAGGCCCGCUCGUCGAACGCCGACUCGUCGCACUCGAGCGACGAUGAGGAGAGUGCCGGCUUGAGCUACAAAUCGAAACGAUCGGCCCAACCGGAAGGUCCGCGCGACCAGGGCGCAACGGCCGAGCUGGAGAUCGAAACGGAAAAGGACCGCGAUGCGCAAGCGAUCUAUCAGAAGAGCAUCGACAUCAACAAGGAGCUGGAGGGCAAGGAGGACGAUAAGGUGUACCGGGGGUUGAACAAUUACACCCAGUUCUUCAAGAAGAAGGACAGUGCGCAGGGCAACGCGGCGUCGGGCAUGGUGCGGAAGGGGCCGAUACGGGCACCGGCCAACAUUCGGUCGACCGUGCGGUGGGACUAUCAGCCGGACAUUUGCAAAGACUACAAAGAGACGGGAUACUGUGGGUUCGGGGAUAGCUGUAAGUUUUUGCACGACCGUAGCGAUUACAAGCACGGAUGGCAGAUGGAGCAGGAGGGUGCGGGCUCGGGGCACAAUCACGGGGGCGAUGAUUCGGACGGGGACGAUACCAAGUACGAGAUCCAUUCAGACGAUGAGGAGCUACCGUUCAAGUGUUACGUCUGUCGGGAAAGUUUCGUCGAUCCGAUUGUAACGAAAUGCAAACAUUACUUCUGCGAACGAUGUGCUUUGGCGCAGUACAAGAAAUCGUCCCGUUGUGCGAUAUGUGGCGUACAGACGAAUGGUAUGUUCAACCCGGCGAAGGAGCUAAUAGCACGCCUGAAGAGCAGAGAACUGGAAGAGCACGAAUCGGAUAGUGAUUAAUAUUGUGUAUUGAGAACACGGAGCCCGUGUUUUCUUUUCCAGUAGCAAUAGUGUGAAAGAAAGCGAGGUAAUUCGUGUAAAAUUUUGUCUUGGGUUCACCUCUUAUAAACCGAGGCCCUCAUGGGCUGGAUUGACUUUCCCGCUAUGGACAAAAACAGUAGUAAACUUAACACUUUGAAAUGAAAACAAAUAUAAUUAUUGUACGACAAGUUUAAUAAGUCUUAAACAAGCUAUAGACACGAUCCCAAGUGCCACAGAUUAAUCUUAAACGACUGAAAAAUCAAA
This is a messenger RNA of Anopheles gambiae (African malaria mosquito), 1831 nucleotides long. It is a transcript of the gene mdlc, whose product is annotated as E3 ubiquitin-protein ligase RNF113A. The coding region runs from base 599 to 1546 and encodes 315 amino acids. The transcript is spliced from 3 exons. Gene Ontology annotation, molecular function: metal ion binding. The record is from RefSeq and is a predicted model, not a curated record. Gene Ontology annotation, biological process: snoRNA splicing. Gene Ontology annotation, cellular component: U2-type spliceosomal complex. NCBI's taxonomy places the organism in Eukaryota, Metazoa, Arthropoda, Insecta, Diptera, Culicidae.